This is a messenger RNA of Neomonachus schauinslandi (Hawaiian monk seal), 1920 nucleotides long. RefSeq names its product cation channel sperm associated 1 (gene CATSPER1). Lineage: Eukaryota; Metazoa; Chordata; Mammalia; Carnivora; Phocidae. The record is from RefSeq and is a predicted model, not a curated record. The transcript has 16 exons. Gene Ontology annotation, cellular component: CatSper complex; membrane. Gene Ontology annotation, biological process: regulation of cilium beat frequency involved in ciliary motility; flagellated sperm motility; calcium ion transport. Gene Ontology annotation, molecular function: calcium-activated cation channel activity; voltage-gated calcium channel activity. The coding region runs from base 1 to 1920 and encodes 639 amino acids.
AUGGAUCAAUCCUCAUUGGCUGAAACAGCUCAAAAUGAGGCAGACACCAAUGAUUUGGAUGUGUUAUCUCACCCUGGCUCACCAACCCCACAUCACAGGCCAGGCCAUAGCGGAGUCCACCGCCAUCAUGGGUCCCACCAUCAUGGAACAUCCCAUCAUCACGGUGAGUCCCACCAUCAUGGUGGAUCUCACCACCUUGAUGAAUUCCAAGACUUUCAUGACAAUGCCCCCUCCCACCAUUCUCCCCACUCCCAUCACCAUGGUGAGGCCCACCAUCAUGGUAGAGCCCACCAUCUCACAUCCCUUGCCCUGGCUCCUUCUCAUAGCACUAUCUUCUCCCAUCAUUCUCUUGGUGAGGGCCCCUUUGAUGGGAACCCCACCACCAUGGUGGGUCUCACCACCAUGGUGAGGUUUCCCACCAUAGUGGGCUCCAUCACCAAGCCCUCUUCCCACCAUUCCUAUGCGGACGCCUACCAUGAUCGCUCGAUACCUCAUUUCUAUGACAACUACAGGAACCACAGUGAACACCACCGUGGCCACCAUGGCCACCAUGGCCACCAUGGCGAGCACCACCAUGGCCACCACAGCAAGCACCACCAUGGCCACCAUAUAGCCCUCCAACCUAGCAUGGUACAGGCACAGCGCUCAGCCUUUAGCUUGACUCGUUCCCACAGUGCAGUGCGCUCACAUGCAUCCCAGGGGUCCAGCAAAGUCCAUCCUCAGGAUUCCUCCUCUAAAACUUCCUCGGAAAGCUGGGCAGAAGAAGAUGAGCAAUUUCAGAAGCGCAGAACCACCAGAGCUCAGCGGGCCCACAGGAGGCUGCACACCGUGGACCUCUUCUAUAGGUUGUGGGAAAAAUUAAGCUACCUCAUUAAGGGCCUCCGGAGAAUGCUUAGGAACCUGACUCAGUCCCUGCCCUUUGAAGCCUUCAUCUUCCUCGUUGUCUGCCUCAACACUACCAUGCUGGUGGCACAGACCUUCGCUGAAGUUGAGAUCCGGGGUGAGUGGUUCUUCAUGGCCUUGGACUCCAUUUUCCUCUGCAUCUACGUGGUGGAAGCUGCGCUCAAGAUCACUGCUCUGGGCUUCAAGUAUUUUUCUGACUCCUGGAACAAUCUGGACUUCUUCAUCAUGAUCAUGGCUAUGCUGGACUUCAUGCUCUUACAGUACAACUCCUCCUCCUUCGUCUACCACCAAAGCGUCUUCCGGAUCUUCAAGGUUUUCAAGAGUUUGCGGGCCCUGAGGGCCAUCCGGGUCCUCCGGAGGCUCAGCUUCUUGACCAGCCUCCAGGAAGUGACCGGGACUCUGGCGCGGUCCUUGCCGUCCAUCACCGCCAUCCUCAUCCUCAUGUUUACCUGCCUCUUCCUCUUCUCUGUGGUGCUCCGGGCUCUGUUCCGUCAUUCUGACCCCAAGCGCUUCCAGAGCAUCCUCUCCACCAUCUUCACCCUCUUCACCAUGCUCACCCUGGAUGACUGGUCCCUCAUCUACCUGGACAGCCGGGCCCAGGGCGCCUGGUACAUCAUCCCCAUACUCAUGAUUUACAUCAUCAUCCAAUACUUCAUCUUCCUCAACCUGGUGAUUGCUGUCCUGGUGGAUAACUUCCAGAUGGCUCUGCUCAAGGGCCUGGAGAAAGUAAAGCAGGAGAGGGCCGCCCGGAUCCAUGAGAAGCUACUGGAUGACCCACUGACCGAACUCAGCAAAUCAGACCCUGAAGAGGUGGUGAGUGAACACACCAAACAGAAGCAGCUCAUCGAGAAAAAAUUUGGGACCAUGACUGAGAAGCAGCGGGAACUCCUUUUCCACUUCCUGCAGCUGGUGGCCAGCGUGGAGCAUCAUCAACAGAAAUUCCGCUCCCAGGCGUCCGUUCUUGAUGAGAUUGUGGACGCUGCGUUUGAGGCUGGAGAAGAGGACUUCAGGAAGUGA